Molecule: messenger RNA, 1782 nt
Organism: Amorphotheca resinae ATCC 22711
Lineage: Eukaryota; Fungi; Ascomycota; Leotiomycetes; Helotiales; Amorphothecaceae
Exons: 2
Coding region: 1-1782 (593 amino acids)
Cellular component (GO): plasma membrane
Molecular function (GO): calcium-activated cation channel activity
Source: RefSeq, a predicted model, not a curated record
AUGGAGAAGCACUUCCACGACACGUCCGGUGGGGUAUGCGGUAUAGUGGUGAAUCGGGAUUAUAGCGGUGUCCGAGCCAAGGUGCGUCAACGAGACAAGUUGGUCGAGAGGCUUGAGAUUGCCGAAACGAAGCUUAUCAUCAGAGCCAACCGCCGAACUGAACCUCGCGACCACAGUGUUGAUAAGCAUACCAGCGAUGCUCCGCUGUGGAUGAGUUACUUGGGCCAGAAGGACCGGCCAUCCAUGCGCCUCCCGGUGCGACCGUGGCUGCCGUCUCUCCCAUUUCUCGGGGUCAAGGUCGAUGAGAUCUAUUAUCUCCGUGCGAAAGUCGCUCGACUCAAUCUCGAGAUAGAAUCCGCGCAGCAAAAUCCUGACAAGUUUCCUGAAUCUAACUCGGCUUUUGUCUCUUUCAACGAGAGACUCUCGACGCCGCUUGCAGCUCUAGUGCUCAAGACGCGGGUCCCCCCAUCUUGGACCCUGAAGCACGGUACCACGGUAGCUGAUACGAUAUGGCAGAACGUCUCCAACAGCUGGUGGCAGCAACUCAUCCGUACAAUGGGUACCUACCUGCUGGUCGCUGCACUUACGUUAGGCUUUGCCAUCCCAGUCACAGUUGCGGGUUCACUCUCGCAGGUCAAAUACCUAGCUAAUGCCACCACUUGGUUGCAUUGGAUAAAUAAGCUUCCAGGCUGGAUAAUAGCUGCCCUCCAAGGCAUCCUCCCUCAGGCGAUAGUGAGCCUCAUCACUGGCAUGGUCCCAGCGAUGCUCCAAUGUCUUGCAAAUAAACAGGGCCUCCACUCGCGACAGGUGACCGAAAGCCGUGUUCAGGUUUAUUACUUCACAUUCCUCUUUGUGCAGGUAUUUCUUACAGUAUCCUUAUCGGCAGGCUUUGCCACCAUUGCAGGGCAGUUGAGAGGAGCCAUCGGAUCAGCCCCACUAGUUCUUGCACAGAACCUGCCCAAGGCGAGCAAUUACUUCUUCUCUUACAUUAUAAUCUACACAUUCACCACAGUCGCACACACACUUCUCCACCUUGGUAGUUUUAUUCAGCUUUAUCUCCUCUCCCCUGUGUUAGACACAACUGCCCGGCAAAUAUGGGCGAGAAGAAAGUCUUUGGACCUGCAGAGGUGGGGUACCUUUAUCCCAGUCCUCACAAAUAUUGCGUGUAUUGGUCUAGUUUAUUCAGUAAUUGCUCCUAUAAUCCUUUUCUUCAGUGCUUUUUGCUUUGGGGUACUUUGGAUGCUAUAUCGAGCUUAUCCACCGAAGCUCACUGACUCAGAUCUGUCCGCAAGUACUCUGUUCUACCCUACAGCAAUACGGCAGCUAUUCACGGGCAUCUACUUUAUGGAAUUAUGUCUGAGUGGCUUGUUCUUCCUUGUCCGCGAUGAAGAAGACAAGGCUUCGUGCACUGCACAGGCUGUAAUUAUGAUAAUCGUUACAGCCAUGACUGCGUUGUUCCAUUGUACUUUAGUAUAUGGCUACAAGCCACGCUGGUUAGCUCUAUCAGUCUUUGAUAUCCAUAAAAAGGACCAGUCUGGGGUUAAGAAGCAACCUGAACGGGUCAAAGAGAGGCCGACAAUAACAUACGUGGCUGCUCAGAGAGACCCAAAUCGAGACGACAUUCUAACCUCCCGUCCUUUGGUUCUGUGGCUUCCAAAGGAUAGGUUAGGGGUCUCGGACGAUGAGAUCUAUCAUACAAUGCGUACUAAGGGUCUUUGGGUUAGUAAUAAAGGUGCCCGUCUGGAGGGGGCCAGAGUGAAACUGAGCGGGACGCCCCCAUAA